Messenger RNA from Dioscorea cayenensis subsp. rotundata (Guinea yam), 4106 nucleotides. RefSeq names its product aldehyde oxidase GLOX1-like. The record is from RefSeq and is a predicted model, not a curated record. Bases 2316 to 3983 code for a protein of 555 amino acids. The transcript is spliced from 2 exons. Lineage: Eukaryota; Viridiplantae; Streptophyta; Magnoliopsida; Dioscoreales; Dioscoreaceae.
CUGAAGCCUCUAGUCUACAUAGCUCCUUUUCUUAUCAUGUUAGUAAGCUCAAUCAUUGUUGUUGGACUGCUGAUUGUCUUAACUUUUUUAUUAACAUCACUGCUGAAUACUUGCUCUUAAAACUAUAGCUGUCUAAUUUUCGAUUAAAGUUUGAGUUAAUGCUUACUGUGUAUUAGCUGUAGCUUCUUGAAAUUUGUUUGCUUUCUACUACCGCAGCUUAUCUGUUACUCUAUAAACUAUUAUUUGAGCUAUUUGCCAAUACAUCAAAGUAUCUAUAUACAUAUAUAUAUAUGUAUAUAUAUAUCUCAAUGCCAUGGCAUUCAUUUCUUUUCAAAAUCAUCUUUUAAAGAGAAUGUACAUAAUAUUGCUGAAAAGUAAAUGGAAGAUCCAUUAAUGAUCAGGCCUUAUAAAUUGAACAGUGAUCAUCAACUUACUAUUCUUCUUGUUGAUUCAUUUCUUUGCUGAACCAGAAGUUUCUGCUGUUUAUAUACUUGCUGAUUUGAUAAAGCUGGAACUUGAUUGUCCAUUUCACCCAUCUGAAUGCUUACUUUGACCUUGAUCAGUCUCUUCAACCCUGAUUUUAAUCUUGAAACUUCUGUGAAAGCACUGCUUCCUGUUUUAUGCGAGUGCCAUUAUCUUCAUUAAUAAUUUAGAGUUCAUCAAAUCUAGUUAUAAGUAGCCAUAUUUAUAUUCAAAUGAUUUGACAGUAACUCUGCCAGUACACUGUUUUACAAAAUUUUAUUCAGUACUUACAGCCAAUGGUCAGUGGUCACUCUGAAUUGGCCAUCACCUUGCUCUAGUUAUUUUUAUAUGAUAACUCACCGGUUAUUAUUUUAUGUUUGUUCCAACUACAUCUACAAUAUAAAUUCACACAGCUUCAUAUUGGCUUAAACCUUUUUAAUGCUGUUGUAUUCCUACUGUCAGUUCAAUCUGAAACUUAAGUUAGCUCUCUGUUUAUUAUUUCCUUGAAUCAGCGCUACUGCUGUUAGCUUAGUCAUAUCUAUCUUAAAAUAUCUGUGCAGCUACUGCUGCUAUAUUUUGCCUUGAAAUUGCAUCUCAUAAACACAUGUUUUUAUGUGAAUAUCCUGUCUCAAACUGAUUUCUUGUUAAAUUGUUUAAAUCUUUUAUCCUGUUGCUUAUCAUUUUAGAUCGCUCUCACACUUCAACUCAAAGUGGUAUUUAGAUUUGAUUUACUUUAAAUCAAGGUUACUGCUGUUGUUCUGCCAUUUAUGUUCCUUUCUUUUUAUCACUUGCUUUAAAAUUUGUGCUUGUGGAAAUGCUUUGAUAACUGAUGCUGUCAUAGUUAUCAUUUCUACCAGUGUGCAAUAAUUCUGAUUCCAAAAAUUCAAUAGUAACUCCAACUCCAAUUGCCAAAUUGACCAAAAGCCCUUCAACCAUGUUAAUUUUUCAUCUUUUAGAAUUUAUCCGCACUAACGACUGUGAUUCAAACUGAGUUUUCACUCAAGUUGUUCACUGAUAAUUUCACACUUUUGUAGAUGUUACACCUAUUACUUACCCUUUUAAAGUUAAGGAUGAUGAAGCAUUUGGCAAGUUCAUAAGUUUUCAAAAUUGAUGUCAAACCCAAUUAGAAAUAGCUAGGUAGUGUUUUAAUGCACAUCUUAUUUGAUAACCCCAUGAUCUAUCACCACACUCUUCAAAUGCAAGAGUUUCUUGUAUGAACAAAACAACAUACAUAACAGAUAUAUAUAUAUAGUGUGUGUGUGUGUGUGUGUGUGCGCACGCUCAAUUGAAGAUUUGUUAGUACAACAAAGCUUGUUAAAAGAUGUGCAUCCACAAGAUUGUUAGAUGACAAAAAGAAAAAAAAAAAUGCAACUUUGGAGCGAUCCAACAGUUACAUGCAAUUGUCACACAAAAUCAUUAGCAAGCUUCACAAAAAAUCAAAAUCAAAAUCUACAAAUAAAACUAGCUUUCUUUUUUUUAGUUUCUAGAAGAAAGGCACAUGGUGAAGAUUGAACAAAUGAGAAGCCUUCCAACUCACGCAUGAUGUUAUGCUGUUAAGAAGGUUAUUGGUCACUGUCACAAGAUUUAAUGAUUCUUGGAUACUUAGCAAACAACCCAUGUUUAGUCAUUCGUGAUAGAGACUAGUGUUUGACAGUUUUGUCAUAACUUUCAAAAAUGUUUGGAAUGUACUGGAUAUAAGAAAAAAUCUAAGUUCUGUAAGCCUCUUAAACCGCAUAGGUUUUAACACAAUGUAGGUUUUCUGAAACUCAAGUAGAUAUGCAAUGAUGGUAAUUAACAUGUACUGCAAAAAUGGUUUGUGGAGUUACUGCUGACAUAAGAUCCAGUAAUUAGUUAUGAUGUUAUUUCCUGUCUUUCAUGAGGUUUUGAACAUUUUUUUUUUUUACCAGAUUGAAAAACAUUCAUCACGGGAUCCUUCUUAUAAAGUUUAUGAGCUUGAUGAUGUUUUUUGUGGAGCUCUCCCUCAAAAUGGCGGGAAAUUUAAGGUGCUCCGGCGAAACAUUGGUAUCUCAGCCAUGCACGUAGCCUUGCUCCCCAAUGACAAGCUCAUCAUCUUUGAUCGCACUGACUUCGGCCUCUCUAAUAUCUCCCUCCCGGCCGGACGUUGCCGGGAUGACCUCAAUGAACAAGCUGUCAAACAUGACUGCUCAGCUCAUUCCAUUGAAUUUAACCCCAAGACUCACUCCGUCCGUCCACUCACCGUCCUCACCGACACUUGGUGCUCCUCCGGCGUAGUCUCCGCCGAUGGCGUCCUCAUCCAAACUGGCGGCUUCAACGACGGCGACCACUCCGUCCGGUACUUCUCCCCUUGUGACACUUGUGAUUGGGAGGAGAUAAAAAAUGGUCUAAUCUUAAAGCGAUGGUAUGCUAGCAAUGCCUUGUUGCCGGACGGGAGGAUCAUUGUCGUCGGUGGCCGUGCUCGGUUUGAUUAUGAAUUCAUUCCCAAAGCUUCUGUUUAUGACCUCCCAUUUCUCCGGCAAACUAAAGACUCGUCGGAGAAUAAUCUUUAUCCGUUUCUGCAUCUCUUGCCGGAUGGAAACUUGUUCGUCUUCGCCAACACAAAGUCUAUAGUCUUAGACUUUAAAACAAACAAAGUUGUUAGAGAGUUUCCAGAGAUACCCGGCAAUGCGGCGAGGAACUACCCGAGCUCUGGCUCGUCGGUGCUCCUCCCUCUCUUGCUUAAUAACAGUGAAGAUAUUAAUGGUAUCAAAGCUGAGAUCAUGAUAUGUGGUGGUGCUGAGCCAAGCUCCAACUCUAAGGCCAUGAAAGGAGAGUUCUUGCCGGCCGAUGACACGUGUGGAAGGUUAGUAGUGACAGAGAAGUCGCCGGAAUGGGAAAUGGAGAGAAUGCCGAUGAGUAGAGUGAUGGGAGACAUGGUCUUACUUCCGACCGGCGACAUUCUGAUCAUCAAUGGAGCAGGGAAAGGGACGGCAGGUUGGUGCAUGGGGAGAGAGCCGGUGUUGCACCCGGUGCUCUACUCGCCGGAAAACAAAAUGUUUAAAGUUAUGGAUCCGACGACGAUACCUCGGCUUUAUCACUCGACGGCACAUUUGCUCUCCGAUGGAAGGGUGAUGGUCGGAGGGAGUAAUCCUAAUAUUAAGUAUGAGUUUUCCGGUGUGCUUUUUCCGACAGAGCUUAGCUUGGAGGCUUACUCACCGCCUUAUCUUUUCCGGGGAGGCCGGCCGAGGAUAGUAAUGGUGGAGCCUGGUUUGGAGCUUAGGCAUGGGCAGAGGAUUACAUUGGGGUUUAAGGUGGAGAGAGGAGGAGGAGAUAAGGAAGUGAAGGUGACAAUGGUGGUGCCGGGGUUUACAACACAUUCGUUUACAAUGAAUCAGAGGGUUUUGGUGUUGAAGGUGGUGGCGGUGAAUAAGAUUUCCGGUGAGAGUUAUGCUGUUGAUGCUUUUGUUCCGGCGGCGGCGGUGGUGGCGCCGCCGGGGUAUUAUUUGUUGCAUGUUGUGCAUGGUGGUGUGCCUAGCCGGGGAAAGUGGGUCAAGAUCAAGUAAAGGAGGGAGUUUGGUUUGGUUGAUGUUAGAGCCAUGGUGGGAGACUUGUUUUUUUAAUUUUUUUCUCCCGGUGAUUUAUGUUAAGUGGUUUUUUUUUUAAUUGAAUCUAUAUAUAUUUGUUUG